AGCUCUGUCCUCAGCUGCUCCCUAGACUCCGAGGGGAAGUGAAGGAGAGGAUGGAUCGUGAACAGCUCCUCUCACCUCCUGCAUGAGAAACAGCUCCUUCAGAAACAGACUGCUACUCCCACCAUGUAAGAAGAAGGUCUGAGGAAAGGCGCAGUUCACCUGUGCACCGGCAGGGGGCGUGGUGUAGCAUCGCCAGGUGGCCGUGACGUCACUCUAGGCUUUAGGUGGCGUGCGCUCGAGCCUCUCCGGAGCUCCUCAGUGCUGCUGGAGGAGAAGGAGGAACGAACAUCACCUGUUUACAAGUCAGCUAUGGAUGUGUUUAUCGCCUGUGGAUGAUGUUCCCUCAGAUUUAAAAAGGUCUCCAGCACCAUCUGAUCCCGCCUGCCUCCGACGGCAGGGAGCAAAUGCCAGUCUUCUGAAAAAAAAAAAGGAUUAAAUCAGGAAUCUGUCACCUCGCCUAAGUAGGUGUGAAUUGCUGGCUGCAGUCAUGGGGAACCAGCUGACUGAUAUGGCUCCAAACACGCCGUCGUUCCUGCCAAACUUCCAGUCCCUGCACGUGGUGGUUAUCGGGCUGGACUCGGCCGGUAAAACGUCCCUGCUCUACAGGCUCAAGCUGAAGGAGUUUGUGAAAACCAUCCCCACCAAGGGCUUCAACACAGAGAAGAUCAAGGUGCCCGUUGGGGCGUCUCGGACCAUAAACUUCCAGGUGUGGGAUGUGGGCGGCCAGGAGAAGCUGCGCCCACUGUGGAAGUCUUACACCCGGCGGACAGAUGGGAUGGUGUUUGUGGUGGACUCCACUGAGCUGGAGCGUAUGGAGGAGGCCAAAGUGGAGCUCCACAAAAUCACCCGCACCUCGGAGAACCAGGGCGUCCCCGUGCUCAUCCUCGCCAACAAGCAGGACCUGGAUUCAGCGCUGUCCGUCAGCGAGGUGGAGAAGCUGCUCUCCGUCCACGAACUGAGCAUGUACACGCUGCAUCACGUGCAAAGCUGCAGCGCCGUGGACGGUCAGGGACUCCAGCCGGGCCUGGAGAGACUUUACGAGAUGAUCCUCAAGAGGAAGAAGAUGGUGAAGCACAACAGGAACAGAAAGAGAUGAACUCUUGGCUCCCUGCUGUGGACGAUAUCCACUGUUGAGACACUUCCAAGCUUAAUGGUUCCUUUUAAUGGGGGAGCGAUUUGUGCCAACAGAACAACAAUUACAUACGGCCUUAGGGUCAGAAAUGGAUUUGCUCAUAACAACUGAAGCAGUAUUGACAUACUCUUUGUUCUGCAAGUGUGCAGCUGCCCUUUGAAAAAUUAGAUUUAAAAGGGAACCUUGCUAGCAGUUAGUCUUCACUAAGUGCUUGUUUUAAAGAAGCCUGUUGGUGGGUAUGUGCUGAAGAAAGAUAUAAAACUUUAAACACGUUUAAAAAUGUUCUCUGCUCCCACUGAAUGGCUGUUUUUGUUCCACAGAUGCUUCCCCCCGAAAUAUUUAGUCCACGUUGUUGUUGUUUGUGUUGGACAGAGCAACGUCAGCUCAGUGAUCGGGCACCGAAUGAUAUUCAGUUUCAACGCCAUGAAACCAGUAAUCCUAAGUGGAUUCCCUUCAUGGCCACAGAGGUUACGUUUCACUUACGAUAACAAUAGUGUUUAUACAAAUUGUACAUUUUUGUAACACUGAAACUCGUAAUAAAUCUAAGCACUGUACAGAUCAAUCAUUGCUUUCCUUGUAGUUAACGGAGAAUUGAGCCAAGAUCUUACACAAAGCUGUCCUCUUUAAGCUGCUAUGACAAGACUCUACGGAGCAUUUUAGUGUUUUUCAGCUCUUUGUUUCGGUUUUCAGCCUUUAACUUUACUGUUUCGGUUCAACCUCACAGCUCUCGCUUUGUAUCGACUGCAGCAGGAUACUGUUUUUAUUGAAAAAGAUCUAUAAAAACACAAUUGGCAGCUCUCUGGUGGACUUAUUGGAGCAUUUGGUUGCUAAAGAGUCAGAUAUUUCCCCUUCCAAGAGUCAGUAGAGACCCAAGACAGAGCUGAAAAAGGGCUGAGAAACAUCACUACAGAUCUGUUGGAGGGGUAAAUAUGCAAAUGUUCAUCAUAUCAGCCACAGAAGAAGAUAUUAUUAGUGUUUUUACUUAAAAGCUUGGAUCCACUGCCCCCAAGUGGCCAAAAAAACAGUAAAUGCAUUUUAAAUUUUUUGUAUAAUCUAUAACAGACAUUUGUUGGAUUAUAAAAAGACUAAAGUCCAGAGUUAUGACCCCCCUCGUCCCUUAUUCAUGGAUUAAUCAGCAAAUGAGGCAGUGAGAGAGAGAGGAGGGGGAGGUGUAGUCCUCUCCUCCUCCUCCUUCCUCCCCCACUCAAACCAAAACAAUCCAUUCACUUUAAUUCCCACCUUCCAGUCUGCCAGCUGCUGACGUUGUAAUUGCAUCAAUUAGCGGUGAGGUGGUUCGGAGGUGAGCUGUUUUUAGUCCUUUUGUGUGAUCGUGUGGGAUUGAGCCGCCUGAGGCCGUCAACAGACGUUCUGAUUUACCGUACUUCUCAUGCACAACAACAGAAACAUGAAGUAAAGCAGGUUUG
Larimichthys crocea (large yellow croaker) is the source of this 2556-nucleotide messenger RNA. RefSeq names its product ADP-ribosylation factor-like protein 4D. Gene Ontology annotation, molecular function: GTPase activity; GTP binding. The coding region runs from base 488 to 1096 and encodes 202 amino acids. Lineage: Eukaryota; Metazoa; Chordata; Actinopteri; Sciaenidae. The transcript is spliced from 3 exons. The record is from RefSeq and is a predicted model, not a curated record.